This is a messenger RNA of Cygnus atratus (black swan), 1846 nucleotides long. It is a transcript of the gene MED22, whose product is annotated as mediator complex subunit 22. The transcript has 4 exons. Gene Ontology annotation, molecular function: transcription coregulator activity. The record is from RefSeq and is a predicted model, not a curated record. Gene Ontology annotation, biological process: regulation of transcription by RNA polymerase II. Lineage: Eukaryota; Metazoa; Chordata; Aves; Anseriformes; Anatidae. Bases 56 to 667 code for a protein of 203 amino acids. Gene Ontology annotation, cellular component: mediator complex.
ACGGGAGGGGCUGGGAGGGGCGGCAGGGGGCAGGGGGCAGGAGCGGGUUUCUGUCAUGGCGCAGCAGCGGGUGCUGCCGCAGAGCAAGGAGACCCUGCUGCAGUCGUACAACAAGCGCCUCAAGGACGAUGUCAAAUCCAUCAUGGACAACUUCACCGAGAUCAUCAAGACUGCUAAGAUUGAGGAUGAAACUCAAGUCUCUCGAGCAACGCAGGGUGAACAAGAUAACUAUGAGAUGCAUGUCAGAGCUGCAAACAUUGUCCGAGCUGGUGAGUCCCUGAUGAAACUUGUGUCUGACUUGAAGCAGUUCUUGAUCCUCAAUGAUUUCCCCUCUGUGAAUGAAGCUAUCAACCAGCGCAACCAGCAGCUGAGGAGCUUGCAGGAGGAGUGUGACAAGAAGCUGAUUGCACUACGGGAUGAGAUCUCCAUUGACCUGUACGAGCUAGAAGAAGAAUAUUACUCUUCCAGCUACAGUCUCUGUGACAGCAAUGAUCUACCGCUGUGCGAAGCCUACUGGAGACAAGAUUUUGCCACGCUGUCCCCCGAAAGCCUCUCCAUGCCUCUGACAACUGCCACAGCAGAGCAGAGCGUUGCUACCUCUCAGAGCUCGACCCCAUCGCACCCUCACGUGAACGGGCAUGGGGCGGGCCCGACGGAGCACUCCUGAAGAGGAUUCCCUGCUGCUGACCACGUUCUUCCUGGUGGCGCUGAGCUGCUGGAAGUCUUCCACCUGCUGUACUGAGCGAGCAUCUCCUGCUGUCAGGAGAAUGCACUGGGGCUGUGACUGCAGGAUUCUGCGCACUGGACAGCCACAGUGCUUUCUCCAUGCCUGGGACACUGCCACGAGUGUUCCUCGCGCUUAAGAGAAAGUGAUAAGUAAAUACCAGGCUGAUUGUUCUAACAAAUUAGAGUUAGGUGUGCUUUUCCGUGACAGUUACGUGUAGAGUUUGUUAGAAAUCCAGAAUUUAUUUCCAUGUGAAUCUCACAGUAAGUACAUGUUAGAGUGCUGGGAGCUGAACUUGUUAGGGCUAGGAAACUCGAGCCAAGUCUGGCAGUAGGGAGUGUUUCGGGGGCUUUACGCUGUUCCCAAGGUUACUGACAUUCUGGCUGCUUCAAAGCUUUCUCAGGAUGCCAUCACACAACUUCUGUUCUACUUAGAACAGAGUCUUAAGAAUCUUCUAGUGUUUUUACUCAGCAUUCUUCACCGUCAAAAUGCUUCACAAACUUGAACUUUUUGCUAGGAAUCCUUUAGGAGGAGGCUCUCUAGGAGGCCUGUGUUGACGAGCAGUAUUCUGCCUUUUGGAAAGAAAAGGGCAAACUGAGAAUGAGACUGAGGUAUUAAAUGAUGUGACUCGCUUGAGGCUGUAGAUAGAAGCAGGAGCACGCUCCUGUUAGUCUGAUUCCUUGUUCUGCUAUUUACACAGCAGCUUUCAAUUAAUGUAGCGUGAGCUAGCACAAAGCUAGCAUUUAUGUUGGUGAUAGUUUCUUUACUUAAAUCUUGAGCCAAGUGAGGCCUGUGGAGCCUAGAGGGUGGGUGACUCCGUUACAGUUUCCUUCCAAAGAAACAGUUUUGGUGCUUUGUUGGGCAGCUGGGCGCUUGUGCCCGCUGUGGUUGUUGAGAGGUGGCUCUGACUGCGCGGUCAAAGGGGGAUGGAGUUGAGCUGGAAUACCGCCAUGACGGCCGCGGAGCUGGUGCAUUCAGAACAGCGUAGCAGAGCUUCCCCAGCAUUGCGCUGUACCGUCCUGUUUCUUCGGGUGCGAGUUUUGGUUUACUUCAUGUUCUCUUCCUUCCAUUCCAUUUAUUUUUUGUAACUGGGUGGUUUAAUAAAAUAACUCUUUUGUAUAA